This is a messenger RNA of Notolabrus celidotus (New Zealand spotty), 688 nucleotides long. RefSeq names its product mitochondrial ribosomal protein S21 (gene mrps21). The coding region runs from base 50 to 313 and encodes 87 amino acids. The transcript has 2 exons. Gene Ontology annotation, cellular component: ribosome. Gene Ontology annotation, molecular function: structural constituent of ribosome. The record is from RefSeq and is a predicted model, not a curated record. Gene Ontology annotation, biological process: translation. Lineage: Eukaryota; Metazoa; Chordata; Actinopteri; Labriformes; Labridae.
AAUUCAUUGUUUCUAGUCGGGCAGUCAUUGAGCAAGGACCGGUCGCAUCAUGUCGAGACACCUUCGCUUCAUCGCUCGGACAGUGAUGGUCCAGGACGGCAAUGUUGAUGCGGCAUAUAAGACUCUGAACAAGGUUCUGACUCAGGAUGGGAUCAUUGAAACAGUGAAGCGCAAACGCUACUUUGAAAAGCCCUGCCGGGAGCGACAGCGGAAGAGCUUUGAGAAUUGCAGGCGGAUCUACCACAUGGAAAUGGCCCGAAAAAUAUCUUUCAUCGCCAAGACGAACAGAGAGGAUCCCUGGCUCGGCAACUAGCCAGAAUGGAGUGUGAUGGAACAAGGCGAUAUUGGACUGGUUGAGACAGGGCCAGCAAAGUGGAAGAAGCAAUCAAGACCAACACUCUACAUGGACUUUGGGAAACCUUUGGAGAGAAGGCUCUCAAGUCACAUCAUUUUUCAUCAGUAAAGGGAGAAAAUAUGUGUCACUUUUACGUCAAUUUCGGACAUUGUUUUUCAUUUUCUUCAUAACAUUCUCCAUGAGAAGAGCAGAGCUUUUAAGGAAUAAACUUGUGUGAUUGUUCCUGGUUGUAAUAUGUAUGUUAAUUAUUACUUGUUGACAUUUUGUGCUUGAAUCCUUUUAGAAAAUGAUGCAAAUGAAAAGGACAAUAAAUGUGAGACAAUUUCUGAAAUA